Phyllotreta striolata is the source of this 4874-nucleotide messenger RNA. The record is from the annotation of a GenBank genome assembly. Lineage: Eukaryota; Metazoa; Arthropoda; Insecta; Coleoptera; Chrysomelidae.
AUGAAACCAUCGGGUAAUAUAGAUGGACCGUGUCUCGGUGCGACUGCAGCUUCGGAAGAAGACCAGCAAUCCGAGAUAUUGAUGUGCCAGCGCUGCCAGGAGCAAUUCACUGAGGUCCAGGAGUACGUGACGCACAAGGAGGAGUGCGACAAGAAGGCGAUCAAGCACGACGAUCCUGCCCACUCCGAUCCCGAGGACAUGGUCGUGUCCGAGGAGGACGACGACGACGACGAGGCGAACGGGAAGAAAAUCGAGAAUAUACAGGAUGCCGCUAACAACAACAGCAUCAAUCAAAAUUCGCCGGAGGAGGCGGCGCAACGGCUGGGAUUUCCGUUUCCGAUACCGGCGGCAACCGGCCACGUGACGCUGGAGGCGCUGCAGAACACCAAAGUGGCCGUGGCCCAAUUCGCGGCUACGGCACUGGCGAAUAACGCUGAUAACGAUGCGGCUUUGCAGGAGUUCGCCGUGUUACAAUCAACGUUAUUGUCGUUGCAACACCAGCAAGUAUUGCAGUUGCAAUUAAUCAAACAGCUACAACAACAAUUAUCGAUAGAUAGAACACAGGAAGAGGAAGCUUCGGCCGAAUCGCCGCCUCCGUCGGAUAAUGAGGUGGAAAAUACGCCCGUGGAAUCGCCGUCAGCGCCGCAAGCUAUGGCCGUCGUUUCGCGCGAACCCACUCCUGCUUCUCUUCCUCCGCCGAUCGUACCGCCAGUUCAAGCAUCGCCAGCCGCAGAACCUCCAACGCUAGAAGUAAGCGUACCAUCAUCAAUGCCAUCAAUGCAAAUUCAAUGUUCUAUCUCAUCGUCUUUGGCAUCGACGAUUAUUACUCACGAUGAUCAACCGCAAGAGGAAACAAACACUUUAGAAAUGUUGCAAAAAAGGGCGCAAGAAGUUUUAGACAAUGCCAGUCAAGGUUUAUUGGCUACAAAUUUAGCCGAUGAGCUCGCUUUUAGAAGAAGCAAAGGAUCAAUGUCACCGUAUGAUUCGAAAGGAAGAAACGAGCCCUUUUUUAAACAUCGUUGCAGAUAUUGUGGGAAAGUGUUUGGUUCAGAUUCGGCCCUUCAGAUACAUAUCCGUAGUCACACUGGUGAACGUCCGUACAAAUGUAACGUUUGUGGCAGUCGAUUUACGACAAAGGGCAACUUAAAGGUACAUUUCCAAAGACACAGCCAGAAAUUUCCUCAUAUCAAGAUGAAUCCAAAUCCAGUACCCGAACAUUUAGAUAAGUAUCAUCCUCCGUUAUUGGCCCAAUUAGGUCAACAGUCAUCUCUCUCUCCCGGUGGACCGCCACAUCCUCCUCAUUUGGGAUUUUCGGCUGGUCCGCAUUUUCCAACCUCAUCAUUACCGUUAUUUAGGCCACAAGGCCCACCACCAUCUGAAGUUCUCACAAAUAGAAUGCAGUCAUCGCCCCAUAGACUAUUAGAUCCUCCGCCUAGAUUAUUUCCUCCACAUCCGUUAUUUCUAAAAAGAGAGGAACAAGAAAUUCCUGCAGAUUUGAGCAAACCUCCUCGAUCACCAUCUCCUACCGAAGAAAAACUCCACGAGACAGAAAAUGAUGACAAACGAGAAAAUGAUCAUGAAAUUGAAAGUAAACCUUUAAUAAAUACGCCUCACGUAACGCCUAAACAAGAAGCUAGUUUUACUGAUAAUGAAAACGAUAAUGAGCAAGAGAGGUAUUCGGUUCCAUUACCAUAUGAUGAAUGCAGCAAUAGCACCAAGUAUUCCAAUGAAGACAUGAUGGAGCAAAGAAGUAUUGGUGGUGAGCAUAAUGAAAGCAUUCAAAACGAGCCGGAAAAUUUAUCCACAAAUAACUCGAUCACUGGCCCUUUAAGCAUAUCAACUAUUGGUCAAAGAUUGCCGCCGAAUUUUACUUUUGGACACACCAGCUCACCACCGAGUAGCACUUCUUCCGGAAGUAAUCCUUUGACAGACAUUACAAAAGAUCCGUCUUUGUAUACUAAUUUAUUACCUAGACCAGGAAGUAACGACAAUUCUUGGGAAAGUUUAAUCGAAAUCACCAAAACCUCUGAAACCAGUAAAUUACAACAACUAGUAGAUAAUAUCGAACAUAAACUGUCGGAUCCGAAUCAAUGUGUUAUAUGCCAUCGAGUAUUAUCGUGCAAGAGUGCAUUGCAAAUGCACUAUAGAACGCACACAGGUGAACGACCCUUCAAAUGCAAAAUUUGCGGCAGAGCCUUUACUACCAAAGGCAAUUUGAAAACUCACAUGGGAGUCCAUCGAGCGAAACCCCCGAUGAGAGUACUACACCAGUGUCCCGUUUGUCAUAAAAAGUUUACCAACGCCUUGGUGCUCCAACAACAUAUCCGCCUGCAUACCGGCGAACCAACUGAUCUCACGCCAGAACAAAUCCAAGCAGCAGAAAUCAAAGACUUUCCUUCGCCCGGUGGAUUCCCCAAUCUACCGAAUUCCAUUCAUCCAUUCCUCAGCCAAGGAUUUCCGCCGCCCGGUCUCUCUCCUCUCGGUCACGCCGGCCUUCCGCUAGGCAUGAGAUGCGACAGGGACAUCAAAUCCGAGCACGGCAGCAUGGACGACGAUGAUGACGACGACGAUGACGAUUGCAUGAGCUCCCUGGAGAACCACAACAUGCCGCCGUUUUCCUCGUCCCCGUCGGACAUCCAGCACGUCGGAAUGCCCGUCAACACUGCCGCCUCGCAGUUCUCGGGCAGCGUCUUGAGCUGCUCGGCGGAGGAUCUCUGCUCGAACCGCACCACCGCCUCCACGCCGCCUCCCUUGCAGAACGGCGAGAAGUCUCCUAGUCAAUCCGGCGUUACUAGUCCAGGCAGCGCAGACUUGCGGUCUUCGCCCAAUCAAACGCCCGUCCAGUUACCUCGGCCGCCAUCGUCGCAGCAAGCCAGCAGUCCUGCGCCGUCGGAUAAUUCCGUCGGGGCACUGGAUUUAACGCCCAGGAGCCAGCCGAUGACGAGCCCGGGACCAUCGACGCCGAGCAGCGCUCCUCCGAUGUUCCCUUCUUUCGGGCUUUUACCAUCCGGGGGACAGUCUCCGUUGAUUUCUUCAGCUUUGUCUUCUCUCACGUCGUCUGUCCUAACGUCUACGUCAUUCAGUCCUCUUAGGUUAGCGGUCGGGCCUAUUGGUCGUGGAAACACAACUUGUAAUCUAUGCUUCAAGACCUUCGCCUGUAACUCUGCCCUCGAGAUCCACUACCGAAGCCAUACCAAAGAAAGACCCUUUAAGUGUUCCAUCUGCGAAAGAGGAUUUUCCACUAAGGAUGGUUGUCUUUGUACGCAGGGGCGUAUCCAGGAUGGAGUAGAUCACUGGAGGGCACAAAAUCAAAAAUCAGCCCUCUUCAACACCAUUCCUUCCAUUUUACAUUUACCGAUGACGCCUGGAUACGCCUCGUUGAGGACAAAAAUGGCGGGCAACAUGAAACAACACAUGCUCACCCACAAGAUACGGGACAUGCCGCAACACAUGUUCGACAACAAGCCGCCGAGUUUGAGCGGCGACGAGUCGUCCACGGCGCCGCCCGGCUUGUCCAAAUUGGACUCAGCGUCCAACGAGGGCGACCGCGAACAACCGCCGCCCCAGCAGGCGCUGGCGCCGCAGCCGCCGCAGAACCUCCAGCCGCCACAGGCGCCGCUGCUGCCGGAGAAGCAGGAAACGGAAUCGCAGCCAAUCAAAAGAGAACCCACUGAGACUGAAUUACCUUUACCUAAACGUCCUCCUAGCUUACAAUCAAGUAAGCAUUUGUGUCCCGUAUGCAAUAAGAACUUCUCGUCGAGUUCCGCCCUUCAGAUCCACAUGAGGACCCACACCGGAGACAAGCCCUUCAGAUGCACCGUGUGCCAGAAGGCGUUCACCACCAAGGGCAAUCUCAAGGUUCAUAUGGGCACGCAUAUGUGGAGCAACGGGGCGUCUCGAAGAGGUCGACGCAUGUCCCUCGACCUACCACCCAUUCCCAUGACUCCCAAGGAUUCCGAAUUUCUGCAGCGGAGGCCAGACCUCUUCUACCCGUACCUCCCGGCUCCGUUCCUUAACGGCAUGCAGCAGAAGUUGAACGAAAUAUCGAUGGUUCAGAACAACCACAACGGAUUAACGGGGGUGGGUAAGUACAGCGGCCUCCUGGGCUUCGGGUACCCGCCGCCGGAGGCGAUCAGAUCGCAGGCGGGGUCGCCGGAGCGGGCUGACAGACCGCCGAGCCACGAGCCCGACACCCGUGGGCUGUGGGACCUGCACUUCGAGAGAAAGAGCGCCGUGGACACCUCCAGGGAAGACCUCUUGCCGCCCACGGCCACCAGAGAGGGGCUGGCCGCUUGAGAUCGCCGUUCUGCCGACGCAAUUCCUACUUAACUAGUCUAGAAUGGGAUGUUUCAGAUUCGAAUCAAAUCAAAACGUUGUCUGGUCGAAUUUGUUGUUGAUUUAAAAAAAGUUACGGAACAAAAAUCAGUGCUUGUGCUAACCGAACGAUUUUUGGCAGCGCCGCUUUUUGGACGGGCGAGUUUUUGAAAGUCGCCUCGACAAUUCGGGCUCUGGCUAAUUUUUGAAACAUCUUUAUUAGAAAAUUAAUAUAAACGGAUUGGGGCAAUGAUGCAUACUGUGAUACAACAGCUGUAAAAAGCUGCGAAGCUGCUAUGUAAUUAGAAAAUAUUUAAUUAAAAAAAAGAAUUAGAUUUUAGCGUCUUGUAUUAUAAAAGUAGCUGAGUGUAUGAUAUGGGAGUUGAUCAAUGGACAAUUUUAUUACAUUAUCAGUUUUAAGAAUUUUUAUCCAGUACUGUAUAUUAUUUUCAAUUUUUAGUCUGUAUCAUUGAUCAACUAAUAAAACUGGUUUGAAAUAAAUCUAAAUAAUCAUCCUUUGUGUAACAGAAGGUUUAAAUUAAUUAGAUACAUUUUACAUU